AUGCUUGAGUGGUCUGAGGUGGCAACUUGGAAGACGAAUCGCCCGUGUGGAUUCAUGUCAAGGACUGUAUUGGAUUACGAGAGCGACACGGCAGUUAUAUCCGGUCCGUUGGGAUUUCCAGCAGCAAUUUUCUGCAUGACAGACGGCCGAUUUCCACCACUAUAUGAUAGACAGCAAGGACUGGUGCAAGGGCAAAAUCAAAAUGCGAACCCGACAAGUGAUUUUGAUUGUCAGAUACUAGCAAAUGAAAAUCUCAGGGGAUCUUCAAGCAUUGCAGUCUGUUGA
Molecule: messenger RNA, 285 nt
Organism: Botrytis byssoidea
Lineage: Eukaryota; Fungi; Ascomycota; Leotiomycetes; Helotiales; Sclerotiniaceae
Exons: 2
Coding region: 1-285 (94 amino acids)
Source: RefSeq, a predicted model, not a curated record